ACUCUUCAAAGGUAGCCCCAACAUGAAAGUUCUCAUUGUCUUCGCCUUGGCCUUGGCCUACGCCUCGGGAUCAGCGCUGCGGUCCGUGGACGGACCCAGCGGUCGGAUCACCCACGGCGAGGAUGCCCGCACCGACCAGUUCCCCUACCAGGUGGGACUCUCCCUGAAGAUCGGCUCCUCGUCGGCCUGGUGCGGUGGCUCCCUCAUCGGAAACGAGUGGGUUCUGACCGCCGCUCACUGCACGGAUGGCGUCGACUCCGUCGAGGUCUACCUGGGCAGCACCGUGCGCUCCAGCCCCAAGGUGAAGCACCAUGUUAGCAAGGACGACAUCAUCAUCCACGCCGACUGGAACAGCCGCACCCUGCGCAACGACAUCUCCCUGAUCCGCAUUCCCCGCGUGGAGUACAGCAGCGCCAUCCACAACGUGGAGCUGCCCAAGCGCGAGUCCCGCUACUCCUCCUACGACGGCGAUGAGGUGAUCGCCUCCGGCUGGGGACGCACCUCGGACGAGGCCAGCGCCGUCGCCUCCCACCUGCAGUACGCCCACAUGAAGGUCAUCUCGAACAGCGAGUGCAAGCGCACCUACUACUCGACCAUCCGCGACUCGAACAUCUGCGUGAACACCUCCGCCGGCGUGUCCACCUGCAACGGCGACUCCGGUGGUCCGCUGGUGCUCUCCUCCGACAAGGUCCAGAUCGGUCUCACCUCCUUCGGCUCCUCCGCCGGCUGCGAGAAGGAGUACCCCGCCGUCUUCACCCGCACCACCAGCUACCUGGACUGGAUCGAGGAGCACACCGGCAUCUCCCGCUAAGUUUCCGAUUCGGGCAUUGAAUAAACAUUUCCGAUAUUAUUGAGCAUA
Molecule: messenger RNA, 859 nt
Organism: Drosophila ficusphila
Lineage: Eukaryota; Metazoa; Arthropoda; Insecta; Diptera; Drosophilidae
Product: serine protease 1-like
Exons: 2
Coding region: 23-811 (262 amino acids)
Biological process (GO): proteolysis
Molecular function (GO): serine-type endopeptidase activity
Source: RefSeq, a predicted model, not a curated record